AUGGGUGCCCGAUCAACCUCCGCCUCCGAGGUGGAGAAAUCCUCAACCAACUACCCAGGCGUUUCUACCGAGCAACAAGAGACCGUCCUCUCCGAUGCCUCCCUCGAGCCCUACGGACCCUCUGCUCUCUGCGCUGCCUUCUCGGCAAUCGGUGGUCUCCUCUUCGGUUACGAUCAGGGUGUUAUCUCAGUCACCCUGGUCAUGGACCAGUUCCUUGAGCGUUUUCCCGAGGUAUCUGACCACGCUGCUGGCUCUGGCUUCAAGAAGGGUCUCAUGACUGCCAUGAUCACUUUGGGUGCCUUCAUUGGUGCCAUGAACCAGGGUUGGCUUGCCGACAUGAUCUCCCGAAAGCGCUCCAUCAUGGUUGCUGUUGUCAUCUUCACCAUUGGCUCCUCUAUCCAGACUGCGGCUGUCAACUAUGAUAUGCUCGUUGGAGGUCGAUUCAUCGGUGGUUUGGGUAUUGGCAUGCUUUCCAUGGUCGUUCCCCUCUACAUCUCCGAAAUCUCGCCUCCCGAAAUCCGCGGUUCUCUCCUCGUCUUCGAACAACUUUCCAUCGUCUUCGGCAUCGUCGACAUUCCCAACCACUGGUCCUGGCAGCUUCCCUUCCUCAUUCAGAUUCUCCCCGGUCUCCUGCUUGGAUUCGGCGCCAUCUUCCUCCCCUACUCCCCUCGCUGGCUGGCAUCAAAGGGCCGCGAAGAAGAGGCCCUCUUCAACCUCGCAAAGCUUCGUGUUCUCCCCGACACCGACCCGCGCGUUCGCCGCGAGUGGAUGGAGAUUGUUUCCGAGGCUCGCUUCCAGUCCUCAAUUCUUGCUGAACGCCACCCUACACUUGUCGGAGGCGGUAGCAUUGCCAGCACGAUUAAGCUCGAGUUUGUUGCUUGGGGUGAUUGCUUCAAGAAGGGAUGUCUGAGACGUACGCACGUUGGUGCUGGUCUCAUGUUCUUCCAGCAAUUUGACCAACAUUUCGACAGAUUCGUCGGAAUCAACGCCCUGAUCUACUACUCACCUACCCUGUUCGCGACUAUGGGACUCGACCACAACAUGCAGCUGAUCAUGUCCGGUGUUCUCAACUGCGUUCAGUUGGUUGGUGUUAUUCCCAGUCUGUGGACCAUGGAUCGAUUCGGACGUAGAUCGCUUCUCUUGACAGGUGCCGUGGGCAUGACGAUCUCGCAAGCCGUCAUCGCUAUUCUCGUUGGACUGUACUCGAACGACUGGCCCAGCCAUACCACUCAGGGCUGGGUCAGUGUGGCUUUCUUGUUGAUGUACAUGUUUGUCUUUGGCGCGACAUGGGGACCUGUGCCCUGGGCCUUGCCUUCUGAGGUGUUCCCCUCUUCGCUCAGAGCCAAGGGUGUUGCUAUCUCUACUUGCUCCAACUGGAUCAACAACUUCAUCAUCGGCCUCGUUACUCCUCCCCUUGUCCAGGGAACCGGCUUCGGCGCAUACGUCUUCUUCGCUGCUUUCUGCCUCCUGGCCUUCGUUUGGGUUUGGUUCUGUGUGCCGGAGACGAACGGAAAGACUCUUGAGCAGAUGGACGAGGUGUUUGGUGACCGUACUGGACUUGACGACGUGGCGAAGAAGAACCAGAUCUUCCGGGAGGUUGUGGAUGAGCAGACCCAUGCCACGGUCACUCUGUCAGCUUAG
Messenger RNA from Colletotrichum scovillei, 1641 nucleotides. RefSeq lists its product as uncharacterized. NCBI's taxonomy places the organism in Eukaryota, Fungi, Ascomycota, Sordariomycetes, Glomerellales, Glomerellaceae. Bases 1 to 1641 code for a protein of 546 amino acids. Gene Ontology annotation, molecular function: carbohydrate:proton symporter activity. The record is from RefSeq and is a predicted model, not a curated record. Gene Ontology annotation, biological process: transmembrane transport; carbohydrate transport. The transcript has 6 exons. Gene Ontology annotation, cellular component: membrane.